AUGGCUUCUUCUAAUAGACACUGGCCAAGCAUGUUUAAGUCUAAGCCCUGCAACACUCAUCACCAAUGGCAGCAUGACAUCAACUCUUCUCUCAUCUCAUCUUCUGCUUGUCACAGAACUCCUUACUCAUCAGGUUGUGAAGAGAGAAGUCCUGAGCCGAAGCCUAGGUGGAAUCCGAAACCUGAACAGAUUCGGAUACUUGAAGCUAUAUUCAACUCAGGAAUGGUGAAUCCACCGAGAGAAGAAAUAAGGAAGAUUAGAGCACAGUUACAAGAGUAUGGUCAAGUUGGUGAUGCUAAUGUGUUUUACUGGUUCCAGAACCGCAAAUCAAGAAGCAAACAUAAGCUUCGUCAUCUUCAAAACCAAAACAACUCAAGGAACCAGCAGAAUCAUAAUCAGAAUCAGAGUCAGGAACAACCACAGCAUAACAAUCAUGCCUCUUCAGUUCCUCAAGCAACUGUUGCACCGUCGUCUUCAUCUUCUUCGUCUGAGAAAUCUCCGCCGAAGGAGUUAAUCCCUUCCAAGGUGUUUUCUCUUGGUUUCCCUAACUUCAAUGACGUUGUGCCUAAUUCUCCAUCCCCUUCUUCUGUGAACCAAACCUAUUUUCAGACACAAAAUGAAGCUAAUCUUCUUCCACCACCACAACCAAGAGUAACUGCACCACCUACUGAGACUUUCUUCUUCCCAGUGCAAAAUCAUGGACAAGGUGUUGUUGCUCAACCUAAUAAUGUUACUUCACAAGGGUUUUGUUUCUCUGAACUCUCAAAUGUUGUUCAUGCUCAACAACAACAGCAUCAACAGCAGCAAAACACUGGUCAUUGCACUACUAGUUUUCUUCUUAGUGAGAUCAUGAACAACCAUGGUGCUAAUUCCUCAAAGAAAGAUCAAGAUCAACAAGAUCAGGAUAAGUCUGUCAAAAUAGUGCACCAAAUCCCUCAUUUCAACUUCUGUUUCACACCUACACCCACAACUACUACUACUGAUGUACCUCCUACUACCUCCUCCACCAUCACUGUUCCAUCCCCUAUCCUUUCUCAACUACAAGGCAUUGGAGAAACAGGUGUUCCUGCAAGGUUAAUGGUGUUCAUCAAUGAUGUGGCGUUUGAGGUAGCAUCUGGACCUUUCAAUGUUCGUGAAGCAUUUGGUGAUGAUUCUGUGCUCAUUCAUUCAACUGGACAACCAGUUUUAACAAACCAAUGGGGUGUAACUCUCCAUUCACUCCAGCAUGGUGCAUGUUAUUAUCUGAUAUAG
Messenger RNA from Vicia faba (fava bean), 1251 nucleotides. Lineage: Eukaryota; Viridiplantae; Streptophyta; Magnoliopsida; Fabales; Fabaceae. The record is from the annotation of a GenBank genome assembly.